GAAAACUAUUAAAAUAAAAUCUGGGAACAUAAUGAAUUUGCCAAUUUCAGUUUGAAAUUGACUAUCAAAUCCUUUUGAGAUACUAUAAGAAUGAAGAGACUUAUUAAUCAAUUAUAUACAACAGAGUGGGAAGAGUAGAGUGACCAAAUCGAUUAUGGAAGAAGGAAAAGAAGUGAUACCCCUCCUCAUCCCAUACAACAUGGGAAAAUUCAAUCUGUCCCACAGGAUAGUCCUGGCACCAUUAACAAGAACAAGGUCAUUCAAUUUCGUGGCUCAACCACAUGCUGCUCUUUAUUAUUCUCAACGAACAACAAAGGGUGGCUUCUUGAUUGGGGAAGCCUCAGGGGUCUCAGACACUGCACAAGGGUACCCAAAUACACCUGGUAUUUGGACAAGAGAACAAGUGGAAGCAUGGAAACCCAUUGUUGGAGCUGUUCAUGAGAAAGGAGGCAUAUUCUUUUGUCAACUUUGGCACGCCGGAAGAGUCUCAAACUAUGGUUACCAACCAGAUGGACAGCCUCCAAUCUCAAGCACAAAUAAGGCACUACAAAAGGAAGGUAGCGGCAGCACUAAGUACCCACCUCCUCGACGUCUCACAACCGAUGAAAUCCCAAAAAUUGUCAACGACUUCAGACUGGCAGCCAAAAAUGCCAUAGAUGCAGGUUUUGAUGGAGUGGAGAUACAUGGAGCUAAUGGAUACUUGCUUGAUCAAUUCCUAAAGGACAAAGUGAACGAUAGAGAUGACGAGUAUGGAGGGAGCUUAGAAAAUCGUUGUCGCUUCCCUCUAGAGGUUGUGAAAGCAGUUGUUGAUGAGAUUGGAGCUGACAAAGUUGGUGUUAGACUUUCACCUUAUGCUGAUUAUUGUGGUUGUGGAGACUCUAACCCUCAUGCUUUAGGCAUCUACAUGGCUAAGUCAUUAAGUCAAUUAGGCAUUCUCUAUUGUCAUGUCAUUGAACCUGGGAUGUGCACCAUGUUUGAAAAAUAUGACACCAAUGAGUCCUUAAUGCCCAUGAGAAAGAUCUUCAAUGGAACAUUUAUUGUUGCUGGUGGAUACAAUAGGACUGAAGGAAACAAUGUGUUGGCCAGCAAUGGUGCGGAUUUGGUAGCUUAUGGAAGGCUCUUUUUGGCAAAUCCUGAUCUGCCUAGAAGAUUUGAAUUGGAUACCCAAUUGAACAAGGCUGAUAAGAGCACUUUUUACACCAAUGAUCCUGUUGUUGGAUAUACUGAUUAUCCAUUUCUUGAAAAUGCUAGCUAGAGAUCGCAUAAACUAUUAAGUAAGUGUUUUAGAACAUAAUACUUUCAUGUAUCAAAUAAAAUGUUUUUUUUCAACACCAAAAAAAGAAUUAAUUGUUCCAGAAAAAUGUUCUUCUGAAUAAAUAAAAGUCAAUUUUUUUUCUUUGA
Messenger RNA from Medicago truncatula (barrel medic), 1401 nucleotides. RefSeq names its product putative 12-oxophytodienoate reductase 11. The transcript has 5 exons. Bases 155 to 1255 code for a protein of 366 amino acids. The record is from RefSeq and is a predicted model, not a curated record. Lineage: Eukaryota; Viridiplantae; Streptophyta; Magnoliopsida; Fabales; Fabaceae. Gene Ontology annotation, molecular function: FMN binding; oxidoreductase activity.